AGGCCAGAAAUAAUGCGAACUAGGGCCAUUUAAAAGCUACCUCGUGACGAAGCUAUUGACUUGUCAAACCUUUCGCUUAUGGAAACGAAACUGUACAAUUACUUCUAAUUAUGACUGGGCAUCAACUGCUAUUAGCUGUCCUUGUAAUCAGUAGUUCCUUGUUUAAUGAAUACGUGACAGCGUGGAGGGCAUGCGUUGUGCCGAACCGUAAUAAAAGUCCUGGAACUAACCUGAAUGCCGAUAGUACGGCCUUACUCGAUUGCAACGAGCUAGACAGAAAUGGAAUUUUCAAAGCGAUGUCAGAAUACGACAUUCUGCUAGUAAAAGGCGAGGUGUCUCCCAAAGAUUUGAGCCCGUUAACAGUUGAGCCGCUCCAAAAAGGCAUGUUUCUCGUAAAGGCACCGGCCCAAUCACCCUCCGUUUUCAAACGGAAUCGUCGCAGUGUCCCCCACAAUUCUGCCAGACAUGCCGAGUUAAAAGACCUCGACCAAAAUACGUUUGUGGUAUCGACGUUUGCCUUCAAUCCGAAAUUACUAAGAAACGGUACCCAUGCAGAGCGUUACUCGGUGUUUGCAAAGCUCACUGAGGGCGUACUGCAGGAACACUAUAAAAAGUACGGUGCUCCAGACACGGCUCACUGGAGAGAUAUUAACAAUCAAAUCUAUACGGAAGAUCUAUUCAACAACAUAUUAGCGGCUACGGGAAUGUUUUAUGAUAGUGAAUCACAAAGUUCGCCAGGUGUUUCCAAACUCAUGCAAGGAAAGACUUUCGGACAGAUAGUAAAUGAAUUCCAAUCACGAAUGAUAGAGGAGGACGCUCGUGGUAUGCCUUUAUCCAGAAAAGGUCCUCAGUUGGAUCUGUGGCCAAAAAAGGCUUUGCAUGAUGAAAGCGCGCGAACCCUGCUGACAAACUCGAGCGGAGUCCUGCUCGUGAAUGAAACAUAUUAUCUUAUUAGCAACGAGAGCAUUCUUCAAAGUGUAUUAUCAAAUGACUUGUUGUUUAAAACAAUGCAAGCCCGCUUCAUGCUAAUGCCGGUGAUUACUGUGGAGGACGGCGAUGCGGACAAAGGGACCAGCAAAUUUCCAGGAUUUCGACUGUUCGCGCACUUCAGUCCUCGGGAUUAUGCUUCACAAGAUGACGAGCUCUUUGCAGAUACAAGCCUUCUCGGAGCAGAUGCCCUUAGAAAGGCAGCGCUUGUUCUCCAAUACUUGAAUGGUCUCAACGAGUCAUACCCAGUGACAGAGUUAGGACAGACAAGACGGCCGUGAGCGGCCUUCUUAGCCCAUUGCUGUCGGCAGCAGAUUAUUCAUUGAAUUGGAGUGAUAAAAAUGACGCUGUAUGCACGUGGCUUUAAUUCCGAUGUGACAUUAGAAAACGAAUGAUUUGAAAGGCUCACAGUUUACGAAUUAUCAAGCUUGGUGACCAUGUUGUGGUCUGGAGUACUAAUUUAAAACGAGCAAAUAGUGUACGAAUACCAAAUUGUUACACCGUUCGUUAUAGUUCGUUGUAUUGUCAUAGAACUCUUCAUCAGAAAGCAAGUCUCCAUCAAGUUGAAGUUCCAUCUAUCUAGCAAAUCUACACACAUAAAACUUUGUGUCUUUAUCUGGCGCAAAUCGAUUUUCUAAAUUGGCCGGAUCGUGUUGAUUUUUAGCAGGACUUUGAUCUGGAAUAAACCUGCGCGUAAGAUCAA
This is a messenger RNA of Varroa destructor (honeybee mite), 1690 nucleotides long. RefSeq lists its product as uncharacterized. The record is from RefSeq and is a predicted model, not a curated record. NCBI's taxonomy places the organism in Eukaryota, Metazoa, Arthropoda, Arachnida, Mesostigmata, Varroidae.